This is a messenger RNA of Alnus glutinosa, 957 nucleotides long. RefSeq lists its product as uncharacterized. NCBI's taxonomy places the organism in Eukaryota, Viridiplantae, Streptophyta, Magnoliopsida, Fagales, Betulaceae. The coding region runs from base 270 to 689 and encodes 139 amino acids. The transcript is spliced from 3 exons. The record is from RefSeq and is a predicted model, not a curated record.
UCAAAUAUGGCGGUAAAUUAACGGUUAAACUGUUUUUGUGUAUAUGUCUGAACACUAGUUGGAUUUAUCAUUUGCUAAUAAUAAUAAAUAAAAAAAUAAAAAUUGAUAUUUAAGGCUGAACAUCCGGGUGGGACCAAGUUCAUAAAACUACGCCAUAGUUAAGGAAGAAUAUGAGAAGACUCCUAGUUCUUCAUUGGUCUUCCCAAAACAUUUUUUUGCUCUGAUUCUCUGUGAUCGAUCUUCUUCUGGAGAGGCCGUACGUUGACGCCAUGGUCACUGAGAACCAUGAGAUACCCAGUGGAUGGCCCCUUGGGCUUGGGAUUAUGAACGUCAGACUUAGAGUGUUGGAGAGAUUACCAGCCUCUGCAGCACACCCCCACUCUUUGCACGUGGCAUCAACCAGUUUCUCCUCAUUCUCAUCCUCCAACCUUGAUACUGAGUCCACAGCAUCCUUCUUUCAAGAUCACAGCGUGUCACUAGGGCGGCUAAUCGGGAUCGGACCGGGCGAAAGAGGGGGCUUCUACUUGCAAAACGCAAUCGAAUUUGAAGACCAUAACAGUAUACCUACAAGGGAUGCAAACACUGAUGUCUCUAGACAUAGAAUGGAUAUGUCAAGGGGAAUUUGCAUUCCGCUAUUGCUUGGUGUUCUGGUAAAGAUGAGCCGGAGUAAGAGCAAGUCAAGAAAGUAAUUAAUGCUUGAUGUUAAUUAAUUCGUUUUCUGGCGUGCAAGAGGAAUAAAUUGUUCAUGAUUUGUGUUCAGAGAUGAGUUGCUCAUUGUAAAUUCACAAAUUUCAUCAUAAUUUGUGAAUUCAGAGCAUUGUUUCCAUUUUGGGUGGCAAGUUGGACUAAAUAUUAUCUGAAUUCUUGCUCUUUGCCAAAUUGUUUGAUUUAAGUGAUGACUCCAUUUGGAGCUCAAUUGCUAAAGCUAUGUGAAUAUCUCGCCUGUGUUUAUGACAA